Molecule: messenger RNA, 638 nt
Organism: Capsicum annuum
Lineage: Eukaryota; Viridiplantae; Streptophyta; Magnoliopsida; Solanales; Solanaceae
Product: magnesium transporter MRS2-11, chloroplastic-like
Exons: 5
Coding region: 16-324 (102 amino acids)
Biological process (GO): magnesium ion transport
Molecular function (GO): magnesium ion transmembrane transporter activity
Source: RefSeq, a predicted model, not a curated record
UAUAGAUAUUUAGGAAUGUUUACGCUUCUGGUGGUGAUUCGUUGUCAGCUUGGAAUUCGUGAACCUGUUUAUGAGGUAGUGGAGGUAAAGACAUGUGGGACGGUAGCAAAAAGGAAAAUAAACAGAAGGCACUUGCUGAAGUCAAGCGGUUUACGUCCUCGAGAUAUCAGGAGUGUUGAUCCAUCAUUGUGGUUGACGAAUUCAAUGCCUGCUUUGCUGGUCCGUGAGCACGCAAUUCUGUUGAAUCUAGGUUCUUUACGGGCCAUAGUAAUGCAAGAACGAGUCCUUAUAUUUAAUUAUAACCGGAGGAAAGGCUUUCAUUGAUUCAUUGUUACCACGGCUAAAUCCUGCAAGCACAAAUGGAGUUCCAUCUAUGCCGUUUGUAUUGGAGGUUAGUCAGUUCAAUCAACAGCUUUACAUAUUGAAAAGAAUUGUAAAUAAUCUCUACAAUUUGAUGUGUAGUCUUCUGCUAUUUCAAAAAGUUUUAUGACUGAAAAAUGAUGGAUGUUAUAUUCUUGCCAGUAAUGAUACAUCACUUAGUUAACGAAAAUUCGCUUGAAGAACACUACUUCAGUUAAAAUACCAUCCCAAUGAUCCCUAGGGAGUUGCAGACAAAAAUUGUUAAUAUGCAUCAAUUC